Molecule: messenger RNA, 5305 nt
Organism: Chara braunii
Lineage: Eukaryota; Viridiplantae; Streptophyta; Charophyceae; Charales; Characeae
Source: the annotation of a GenBank genome assembly
ACCGGACUUCGAACGGCGAUCGAUUAUCCUCCGAAAUACGGGAGGAAAACCUUAUGCUGUACCUAUGAGAUUAACCCUUCGUACUACCAUCAACGCGGUCCCACGGGUCUCGCCGAUGUUAGCAGGAACUCUCCGUAUGAUCUCCUGGGAAGAGUCCGCGGACGGCGAGUCAUCAACGAAUGAUGCGGACAACAGUGAUGAGGACGAUCAGGAAAUCUCGAAGCUUGCACGACAGCAUGUUUACUACUCGCCAACCAAAACGAUGGCAAGAACGAUGCAUCUGACCAGUCGGAACAUUCAAAGGACCAAGGUGAUGAUCUUGGGUGAACCCCUCGUACAGAUUUCGAGGAUGGUCGAUUCCUUGGAACCCCCUCAAACCUUGUACGAAGGAAUCACCCCUAUCCUCGCCCGGUACAGUGACAAAAAGCAUUACUGCGAUAUUACGGAUCUACCGAAGUCCCUGUUAACAUCCGCCAAAGAAGUACGGUUGCUACGCUUGGGGGCAGAGGCCAGUUCUCUGGAACCCCCUGGGCAUCUUGAGGCAGAAUCAGACGAACUCGGAAUAAAGAUCGCAACUAAAACCGUGCCAUGGCGAGAUAUCUGUGAUGGGAUCACCUCGGAAGGGCACGCGGCCAUCCGGGAGGAAGAUGCCCAAAUGAUGGCCACGGUGUUCUCCUGGCGAUCGGACCAUUCGUUCAUCUCUGCGCCACCACCCGACGUGGUGAAACAGGCACCCAUGAAGCAAGUUGACGUACGAAUCCGGGAUCAACUUUUUGAACUGCACGUUCCGCAGUAUGUGCCUGAUGAGAUUCAUCGGGUGAUCGCGGAUAUUAUGACGGAAUAUCAGGAAGCGAUUAGCGUGACAGACACUGACAUUGGCUUGUCCAAGUUCGAUAUUCGGCAUGACUUCCAUCACAUUCUGGUGAAGGAGGAAGAUCGGCCAAAGACGACCUUCGUGUUGUUUGAAGGCACGUGGCAGUGGGUUUGGUGCCCGAUGGUGAUUUGCAACGUGCCUGCCACGUUUCAACGAGCGAUGAACAUGACAUUCCAGAACUUCGUCAACAAGACGCGGCUAACACACGGGAUGAUCAACUUCUGCGUGAUCGUGUACAUGAACGAUAUCCUUGUCUACUCAGAGAUCUAUCACGGGCACGCGCAACACAUCGAGUGGAUAUUGGGAGCGCCGAGAGAUGCUGGGUUCAAAAUCACGCUCGAAAAGAGCGAAUUUUUCCAUUCGGAAAUUUCGUUCUUGGGCUACGUCGUGACACGUGGAGGACUGCGGCCCGACUCAAGAAAGGUCGCGGCGCUGGUGGAUGACCUGCCCCUAGACAUCUUGUCACGCAGUGACGAGCAGCCUGGCACCCACGUGCUGUCUCGAACGCUCGAGCCGCACCUUGUGUGGUCCACGUGUACGGAGAUUGACGAGGAYAACUGUCUCUAUCCCUCCCAGGCGCUUUACUUGGARAUCGACGUUACCGAUCUCACGUUUUGGGACCCGAUCGCRAGGAGAAACGCGGCGCAGGACGAGGAGAUAGGGGGGGCAGAGGAAGAGGAGGAAGAAGAGGAGCCAUCGAGUGAAGAACGGGACGAUCCAGACUACGUCCYGGAAAGAGAAACGGKGAUAGCUAGCRRAUCGAGCCARCCGCRUAAAAAGAACGAAGAGGAGGAAGAGCAGAGGAAGCGGAAGCGCCAGGAGACCGCGGAGGGAAAGCGACCCACGACAAACGUUUCUCCUAUCGAUCCAUCGAUCGGGGAUUCGUGGCGUGAUCCGGAGCCGCUAGAAGAAGAAGACGAUGGAACCGCAGCGGAGGGAUCGCGGAGAAGAAGAAGAAGAAGUGAAUCGCCAGCUUCCUCCGGCUCCCCGAGCGGCUGCGGCAGAAGCGAUAACCGAAAGUAUCACUUGCCAAUGAUGGCAGGAGCGGCUGCGGCAGAAGCGACGACAGUGGGCGGGGCAAACCUGUUUUCAUUUUCAAUCCGUGAAAAAGAAUUCAAAUCGGCGAGGCGGCAGUUCUCCAAACGAAGGCUGGACGGCGACCAGUGCGUUGGUGAUGUAAGUCUCCGUGCGACCGGUCCAGUGAUCGCCAUUGGUCACAUCGACUCGCAGCGACCUGUGAGAGUGACGAAUGCCUGCCAUCUACCGGCAUUAGGAGGAGGAGGAGGGAGGAGGGGGGAGGAGGGAGGAGGAGGGAGGAGGUGUUGGAGGGGGUGUUCUAGUGUGGUAACGGUCGCGUACCUGGAGAGCGACCGCCCACUUCGGCAGCGUCCCCGCGAGAGUGAUAGGCAGGCGGUCGCUGCGCCCAGUCUACCGGUAGCAGCCGUGGCAGCCGGCAAGGCGUCAGUUCUGGCAGCGUACAGCAGCCCUGACGACGCUAGGAAGGCACGUCGAGAGCAGCAGGGAGGUCGGGCGCGUUCGCCCAUCGUUUUGUGCAGCGCCCUGAGGUGUAGGUCUGCACUGGAGCACGAAUCUGGGAAACGAACGGAGAGGGGAGAGGAGAAAAGCGGAGAUUCUGAAGUGGAGCAGUGGUUGGGAGCACAGGGAAGGAGGGAAAACGAGAGCGCAGAGCCUCUCCUUAGUCGCGAGAAAACCAUGGCGACACGUGUCGUCCGUGUUUCUACCGAAGAAGAACAGUCGUCGUCGAAGACAGCUGAAGACCCCGCGAACGAAGCUGGGUCGGAUCCGCCUACGAGGGCGGUGGCGGAAUUGCAGCAGAAAGGUGACGUCAACUCAGCCACGGGCGUGGAGAUCCCGAACUGGACGAAAAAUCUCGAGCGAAAAGGAGGCGGGUUCUGGCCAGAUGCCCGAUGGUACGACCUCCAGCUGACAAGAAGGUUGCCACUGGCUGAGCCUAUGCUCAAGGAACUGCUCUUUGCUCUGCCACCACUCCCGCAAGGCGCUCGGAUCUGUGAUCUAGCGGGUGGAUCUGGACGCACGUCACGUGCAGUUUUGUCAGCUUAUCCGGGGGUGAAGAUAGUCUUGCUGGACGCGUCAAGAGAAAGGGUAGCUAUGGCGCAGAGUGUUAUGCCACAGAUUGAAGCAGUGGAGACAAAACUGGAGUUAAACGAGGCGCUCCCCAGAGGGCCAUAUGAUGCAAUCCUUGCCGUUUUGGCUCUCCAUGUUCUUGUUGGCCAUGAUACAGGCACGCUCGCACAGGAAGAUGUGAAAUCCAGAUAUGCACAGCUGCUUCGUUCACUGAUUCGGUCACUCAAUCCUGGCGGGCUCUUGAUGGUUGGCGAUCAUUGUGGUGCCAUGGGCCUGUACGAGCAGAUGAAGACGAUGGAUUCAGUGGGAUUUGUUGAUAUCGACUGUGCCUGGAGGGAAAAUGACAUGUUUGUAUUUGCUGGAAGGAAGCCAACACUAUCUUGAGCUACAACUGUUUAGCAAGUGACGGGUACAGAUUGUCUAUGGUCAAUGUAGCGUAUCCAAUCGAAGUACCAUCGAGUACCAUCGGGGUUACACGAAAGGGGCACUCAAGCCCCACAGCUUCCUGUCAUGAGAUUUCCGUUAAUGACGACACAUCACGUAUCAGUGGCCUGUGAAACUGCUGUAUAUAAGGGCACGACAACGUACUCACAUUGUAACGCUGAGGGGCAUGGGCUAUUUGUUGUCUGGCAGGGCAUGACGGUUUUGUCCCGCGUCAGACUGAGGGAAUACUCGUUUGUCACAAUGGGCCUGGCUCCACUACCCACCAACUGUGCAAAAUGAGAACGAAUUUGCAGCUAGACGGUGAAAAGAUGCCCCGCCAUAUUUCUCGUCUUUUGUGCGUAUGGCGAGUAGUGGAGCGAGGCCCAAUGUCACAACAAAGGGGUGAUCGUUUGCUACACAGUCACACAAAUGGGUUGUUGCAGUUACAAGCACCAAGGAGGGCAACAUUUCCCGUAUGCUGUCACACCAAGUGAAUGACAACUUGUCAUGCUGUCACACCAAGUGAAUGACAACUUGUCAUGCUGUCACACCACGUGGGACAUCAGUUUGUGAAGCCGUCACACACCAGGGGAGGGCAACAUUUCCUGUAUGCGGUCACACCAAGUGAAUGACAACUUGUCACGCUGUCACACCACGUGGGACAUCAGUUUGUGAAGCCAUCACACACCAGGCAACAUUUCCCGUAUGCUGUCACACCAAGUGAAUGACAACUUGUCACGCUGUCACACCACGUGGGACAUCAAUUUGUGAAGCUGUCACACACCAGGGGAUAGCCAUUUGCUAUAAUGUCAUGCCAAUGAGUUGGCAGACUGUGGCAUCAAGAUUGUCACCAUUGGUACCAAAGAUGGACUCAUGCCACUGUUAUCCACAGUUUAUUCCAGCAAUUCUCAGAUACUGUAAGGGACGCUGGACCCCUUUUCCAGCAGCUGCAGCUGCCCACCAAUAGGAAGGUGGAAACCUCGGCAAAGGGUUGGGUUGAUAAUCAGGUGAUGCCCAUAUCACCCCUGAUAUCAGCCCCUACAACUUGGGGUUGUUUGUUUGCCCCAAAAAAACGAAAAGGAAAGGGAAAAAAAAGAUUAUGAUCAUUGCCACAGUUCCCUAGACACACAGUGUACCAUUUGUCACACUUUUCUAGACAGCUGACCCUUUGUCACAUAGUCACAGCAAACAGAAUUCAAACACGGCGAACGUGUUUUAUUCUGUUGUAGGGGAAGAGCCUGUUGUCCUGAUCUGAGCCCCCGACGGGUAAACAACGCUUUUUGCUGUCUUCUUGCCCUGGUGCAGUGCUGCUUAAAAGUGACCUGGUGCAUGAUUUGAAUAAUAAUAUACGACGGUCUUGAAGCUGGUGUGAAACUCAAGUGUGGGUGUGAUGCAGGGCGUACCUGGGUCAGAAGGCUCUUUUUUUUCGGCGGCGAAGCUGCAUUCAAAACUGCAUGGCACGAUGAUCAGGGUGUGGUGGCACAGCUGGCCUUCCAUAUGGAUCAUGUGUUUACUACGUCAACUUCAUCUGUAAGCUGGAGCUGAAGUCUAGUUCUUGUUUGAGCUGGAUGAGAUGAGAAUCAGCAAGUGAGUGUUAUGGCCAGAGGAGCUCACCAACAUGUUCGACUGGAUCGGCUCCCUGUCGUCUACACUGAGGUCGUAUAUCAGCAAAAGAAGCCUACUGGUUAAAGGAACUGCAUCGCUCAACAACCUGUUGGAGUGGAUUGCCUACCUGUCCGUAUAUCACCUUGCUGCUUUCUGUGGUGAAUGCUGUGGUGGUAUGAAAGGUCAGUCGCGAAUUUCAGACCUGUUUAAGGUGUGGACAGUGCUGGUAGUGGGUUUGACUUCCUGUCUUAUGCUUGUCAUGUUAGGGCCCAUCCGAUUGCACGUUGUGGUUCAAUU